Messenger RNA from Phragmites australis (common reed), 2138 nucleotides. Its product is annotated as tryptophan aminotransferase-related protein 2-like. The coding region runs from base 449 to 1972 and encodes 507 amino acids. The transcript is spliced from 5 exons. Gene Ontology annotation, molecular function: carbon-sulfur lyase activity; transaminase activity. Gene Ontology annotation, biological process: amino acid metabolic process. NCBI's taxonomy places the organism in Eukaryota, Viridiplantae, Streptophyta, Magnoliopsida, Poales, Poaceae. The record is from RefSeq and is a predicted model, not a curated record.
UGAGCAAAAUCUUAAACUCGUUGUACAUGAUUGCCAUCCUUGGACUCAUCGGUCCCUUUCUCUCUCCUCCUUCCGUUGCCGUUCGCUGUUGUUCACUCUUUCGGCUACAGCUUAGCAAGCUGAGCUUAGAGCAAAACCUGUGCUUCGAGCACGAGCGAGAGCGAGAGAGAGAGAGAGGGAGGGGUAGUUGCUGAUCUUGUCAAGCUGGAGUAACUACUUGCUGCAAGGAAGCAGCGUCUUGAUCCGAUCCCACCGGCUUCGCCGCUCCAACUCCCAAUCUAAGAAGCGCUUCUACUUUCUUGCAAAAAAGCUCGUCUUUUUUGUUUGUUUUUUGUUUCCUUCUUUUCCCCAAGAAUGAGGGAGCUCAGCUAGCGUUCCUGUUCCACUCGGCCCAGCUCGCGUCGCAGGCCCGACGAAAGCCUUGCUCGUUGGCGCGCGCGCUCCCGGGAUGGCGGCAUUCCGCCUUGGCACGGCGGUGGAGGGCAAGUUCCAAGGGAACGGCGGCGUCGUGCCGUCCCCGCGCCACCUCGCCGUGCCCAAACCUCCGGCGAGAAAUCGGGACGAGGCGACCAACGGCGGCACGCUUGGCCUCGCCGGGCUCCAGCCCAAGCUGUUCCCCGCGGGGAAGCCCAGGAGGCGGACGCGGGUGCCGCUUUGGCAGGCCGCUGUCUUCGCUUCCGUCGCCCUGAACGUCGCGCUCCUCCUCCACCACUGCGUCGUCAACAAUCCCGCGGCAUCUCCUCCCCACCACCAGCAGCUUCACGCCUGCCUGGUGCAGCCUGAUGAUGCCAACAGUGGCAGCGGCAAGGGCAGGGCGAUGCCGGAGGAGGCCAUGUCCAAGAGCAGGGCGCCGUCGACUGGGAAGCCGGGGGUGACGCCGGACUCGGUGAUCAACCUCGACCACGGGGACCCGACCAUGUUUGAGGCCUUCUGGCGGGAGACGGGGGACGCCGCAGAGAUCGUCAUCCCGGGGUGGCAGACGAUGAGCUACUUCUCCGACGUGACCAACGUCUGCUGGUUCCUCGAGCCGGGCUUCGACCACGAGGUGCGCCGCCUCCACCGCCUGAUCGGCAACGCCGCGGUGGACGGGUACCACGUCCUGGUCGGCACCGGCUCAACCCAGCUCUUCAUGGCGGCGCUGUACGCGCUGUCGCCCGCGGGCGCCGACGAGCCGAUGAGCGUGGUGUCCACAGCGCCAUAUUACUCGUCGUAUCCUGCCGUCACGGAUUUUCUUCAGUCGGGGCUCUUCCGCUGGGCCGGGGACGCCAACUCGUUCAAGGGGGACACCUACAUUGAGCUUGUAUGCUCCCCGAACAAUCCUGAUGGUUCCAUCCGUGAAGCUGUUCUGGCUUCCGAGACCGGCAAAGCAGUCCAUGACUUGGCGUACUACUGGCCUCAGUACACGCCGGUUACUAAGCGGGCAGACCACGACAUUAUGCUCUUCACGGUGUCAAAGAGCACAGGACAUGCCGGGACGAGGAUCGGGUGGGCGUUGGUGAAGGACCGUGGCAUCGCUAAGAAGAUGACUAAGUUCAUCGAGCUCAACACCAUCGGGGUCUCCAAGGACUCACAGCUGCGUGCUGCCAAGGUCCUCAGGGCGGUCUCUGACGGCUAUGAGCUCCCAGAGGUGAGGGAAACCCACCGUCUGUUCGACUUUGGACGGCGCAAGAUGGUGGAACGCUGGAACAUGCUGCGUGAAGCUGCUGCCGCCUCGGGCAUCUUCAGCCUGCCAGAGGAGACUUCAGGCUACUGCAACUUCACCAAGGAAAUGGCAUCCACUACCCCUGCGUUCGCAUGGCUGCGCUGCGACAGGGAAGACGUGGAGGACUGCGCGAGCUUCCUGCGCAGCCACAAGAUACUGAUCCGGAGCGGUAGCCAGUUCGGAGCUGAUCCGAGGUACGUCCGGGUCAGCAUGCUCGACAGGGACGACGCCUACGACAUCUUCGUGAAGCGCCUCUCCUCCCUGAAGUGAAGAGGACGAUGGACCGGUGCCGCCCGGCCGUCGGUAUGCCCGUAACAGCAUGAGUAGAGCAGUGCCAGUAGGAAGAAGAAGAGGAGCAAAGUUUUGUUCUGCUGUGUGUUGUGUUGUUGGGGAUGUCGCAUGUCACAUCCGGUUUUUAAAGAAACAAAUUAGAUAU